Molecule: messenger RNA, 1038 nt
Organism: Colletotrichum orchidophilum
Lineage: Eukaryota; Fungi; Ascomycota; Sordariomycetes; Glomerellales; Glomerellaceae
Product: beta-glucosidase
Exons: 5
Coding region: 1-1038 (345 amino acids)
Biological process (GO): glucan catabolic process
Molecular function (GO): beta-glucosidase activity
Source: RefSeq, a predicted model, not a curated record
AUGCGAGACAGGGACGCAACAAUCAAGCUAGCCGAAGCCCUCAUCACCCAAUUUAUUCUCGAAGAGAAGGUUAUCAUGGUCACAGGCAACUCCUUCGCGGGCAACUGCAUCGGCGUGAUUGCCGCCGUCCCCCAUCUCGGCUUCAAAGGCAUCUGCAUGCUCGACGGGCCCAGCGCUGUCAAUCGCGCCGACUUGGUCAGCCUUAAGGGCAAGGGCGGCCACGGGGUUCCCGUAAUACAGACCUGUUCGAACCACUUGAUCGCCAACGAACAAGAGACACGACGCUCCAACACGGUCUCGUCCAACGGCACCGCCAUCAAGGCAAUCUCCACCAACGAUGACAACAGGGCCGUCCAGGAGCUCUACCUCUGGCCCUUUGCAAACACUAUCAAGGCCGAGACGACGACAAUCAUAACUUUUACGAGACGAACUCGGCUUCGAGGAUUCACCGUAUUGGACUGGUUCGCGACGCACUCUGCGGCAGACCCCAUCAACGCCAGCCUCGACCUCGAAAUGCCGGAUAUCAUACCCAGUGACUACCCCGGAAGCAUAAUCUUCUUCAGCGACAAAGUCUUUGAAGCCGUUGCCAACGGCACGGUCUCCGAGUCCCGCAGUGACGAUAUGACUCGCAGCUUUCUGACACCCGUCCCUCCGCCUUUCCUGCUCCGAGAAAUUGGCUUCGAGGUCGUAAAGGAAGGCGGCUCCAUCCCCGAUGACUUUGUCUUCACCCACGGCUGCGACCGCGGCGUGUAUCUGCCCCCUGCCCCCCCGGAAACCUGCCACGUGUUCCAGCCGACCUUGGCCAUCGAGGGCUUCGACCGCACAUCCUUUGCACUCGCCGGAAAUUUAACAACCGUGAUUGGCAACAUGGCUGACUUUUGCGGCACCACGGUCGUGAUGAUGCACACGGGCGGCGUGAACACCAUACCCUGGGCAAAUCAUACAAAGAUUGGUGCGACCCUGGCGGCGCAUUACCCGGGCCAAGAGAGCGGUCACUCGCUUGCAUGGCAGUCUGAUUUCACAGAGGAGUACAGCUGA